This is a messenger RNA of Ricinus communis (castor bean), 1046 nucleotides long. Its product is annotated as transcription factor bHLH106. Bases 184 to 897 code for a protein of 237 amino acids. Gene Ontology annotation, biological process: regulation of DNA-templated transcription. The record is from RefSeq and is a predicted model, not a curated record. Gene Ontology annotation, molecular function: DNA-binding transcription factor activity; protein dimerization activity. The transcript has 2 exons. Lineage: Eukaryota; Viridiplantae; Streptophyta; Magnoliopsida; Malpighiales; Euphorbiaceae.
CAAAACCACCGAAAGCCGAAAACCCUCUCUCUCUCUCUCUCUCUCUCUCGACUGUCUACUACCUUUUCCACACCGAAAAUAAAUUUUUGUAUAUAAUUCUAUUUAUCGUUCCCCUUUUAAGUUUCGUUUCAUCUGCUUUUCUUUCCAUCUCCACCACACACACAAAGUAAAAACAAGAAGACCAUGCAACCCGAUAACUCACCGGAAAUUUCACAGUUGUACCGAUUUUUGGCUGAGAACGGAGUAUUCAACGUGGGAUCAUGCGGUUUACCGGCGAUGCAAAGCUUAUGUAGUUCAUCCUCUUCGUCUUACCAUAAUUACCCUUUGGAAGGAUCUGUAAUUACGGAUAUGACUCCACAGGAUAGAGCACUUGCUGCUUUGAAGAAUCAUAAGGAAGCUGAGAAGAGAAGGAGAGAGAGAAUUAACUCUCAUCUUGAUAAGCUAAGAGGCCUUCUUCCUUGCAAUUCUAAGACAGACAAAGCUUCGCUCCUCGCAAAAGUUGUUCAACGGGUCAGAGAACUGAAACAGCAGACCUCACAAAUUCCAGGACUAGAUUCUUUCCCUUCAGAAACUGAUGAAAUCACUGUUCUUUCCGGUGAAUAUUCAAGUGAUGGACAGUUGAUCUUCAAGGCUUCUUUAUGCUGUGAAGAUCGCUCUGAUCUUUUGCCUGACCUAAUUGAGAUAUUAAAAUCCCUCCAUUUGAAGACCCUUAAAGCUGAAAUGGUAACUCUCGGAGGUAGAAUCAGGAAUGUUCUUAUAAUCGCUGCAGAGAAAGAUCACAGCAUUGAAUCAGUCCAUUUCUUGCAAACUGCACUUAAAUCUUUGAUCGAACGGUCGAACUCUAGCGAUCGAUCUAAAAGGCGAAGGGUAUUAGAUCAUAAAAUAAUAAUGCAAUGACUAUAUUGUAGUUCCCUUUUGUUAUUAUUAUCGUUUUCUUUUUUGAAGUUUCAUUUCGAAUGCUUAGUUUAUAGGUCAAAAAGUCAAGAGUUCGAACCUGUAAACUGCUUAUCAGUCUAUUUCAAUAAAAAUAUAGUAGCUUCAUCGUU